Chlorocebus sabaeus (green monkey) is the source of this 1970-nucleotide messenger RNA. RefSeq names its product leucine zipper and CTNNBIP1 domain containing (gene LZIC). Gene Ontology annotation, molecular function: beta-catenin binding. Gene Ontology annotation, biological process: negative regulation of Wnt signaling pathway. NCBI's taxonomy places the organism in Eukaryota, Metazoa, Chordata, Mammalia, Primates, Cercopithecidae. The record is from RefSeq and is a predicted model, not a curated record. Gene Ontology annotation, cellular component: cytosol; nucleus; beta-catenin destruction complex.
GCCGGAAGUGCGUGCGUCCGGCGGAAGUGCUCCUCCGGCGCGGUCCUCCAGGCCAGGGCCCUCAGCCAUCUCCACCCCCAGGUGGUUUGAACUUUGAGCCUUUUGUAGUCCUGAUGAAUAAUUUCAUUUUCCUCAAGUUUAUGACACUCGAAACGUCAAGAACUGGAGGUUUGUGCAAUUUGAGACCGGUCAGCACUGUGCAGAGAUCAGAGUACUAAGAGACAGAGAUUAAAAUGGCUUCCAGAGGAAAGACAGAGACAAGCAAAUUAAAGCAGAAUUUAGAAGAACAGUUGGAUAGACUCAUGCAGCAAUUACAAGAUCUAGAGGAAUGCAGAGAGGAACUGGAUACAGAUGAAUAUGAAGAAACCAAAAAGGAAACUCUGGAGCAACUAAGUGAAUUUAAUGAUUCACUGAAGAAAAUUAUGUCUGGAAAUAUGACCUUGGUAGAUGAACUAAGUGGAAUGCAGCUGGCUAUUCAGGCAGCUAUCAGCCAGGCCUUUAAAACCCCAGAGGUCAUCAGAUUGUUUGCAAAGAAACAACCAGGUCAGCUUCGGACAAGGUUAGCAGAGAUGGAUAGAGAUCUGAUGGUAGGAAAGCUGGAAAGAGACCUGUACACUCAACAGAAAGUGGAGAUACUAACAGCUCUCAGGAAACUUGGAGAGAAGGCUCUGGAGACAAAAUCCUUGCUCUGGCAAGUUUUGAGGUUGAAAAAACAAAAAAAUGACAUGGUGCAGAAGCUUAUAACAUUGAUCACAUUCUUACUGUAAAUGGUGUCUUUCUUCUGGGGGUUUUCAGUUAUUGCAAAGAAAUGAAGAGAUUUUGGAAAUGCAUCAAUAAUCUAAGAAAAAGCGACAUAAAAAUAUACUUAUGGCUUGUGUUUAUGCUCUUUAUCAUUGUGCGUUGUGUGGGGUUACUUGCUUGAGUGAUCCUGAACUUCUUGCAACAGAGGAACUCACUGGACUCUGUUAUGAUUUGUCUGUUUAAGAGAGAAAACAGAAAGUGGACUUGGUUUUUAUUAAGACUGUUCGUUUUUAAGUGUUGAUAGUGAAUGAAAAGAUGUGAAGUAAUGAUAUUUUUCUGCUUAUAACUUACCCCCACUCAUUGGAGUGAACAGUGAAGCAAGCUCAAUAGACUUCAUAAGUGUUCAGAGAAUUUUAGAGUUCUGAGUGAUCUUAGGAAAUCAUUUGUUUUUACAAACAAGGAAACUGAGGUCCAGAAAGAGCACGCAACUUGCUUAAAGUUGCAUCAGAGAGCUAAGGGUAAGACUCAGGUGUCCUGACUCCCAGUUUAGUAUCUGUUGAAUUUUAUUUCUAUACCAUUUAAAAAAUAAUAAUUAACACUAUUUGUGCAGGUCAGUGUUUUUGAAAAUUCAGUGUCCCAAUAAAAAGUUGACUGCACACUAAGGGACCAUCCCCAGCCUGUAAGCUAUCUGUAUGAAUGGGGACCGUUGUAUCUCAGAAUUUUGAGGUUGGAACAAUGGGAUCCCUGUUGAGCGUCUCCUAAAGUGACUCAGCCGCCUGCGUUGUUUCACCAGGGAAGCAAUAGGAAAUGGCAGCUAGAGGCCCUCCCUGUGUGUGACCUCUUGUCACACUCAGAGGCGGGUAACUGUCAGCUGUUAUCUACUCUUCAGGUUUUGGAGAAACACAAAAUAAGUUAUGAGGAAAAGCAAAUUUCUCUCCUGAGUAUUUACAUGUCUCUGCAUAUGCUCAAAUAUGUAGAUGUGUCCAUAUGCAUGUAUAUUAGUUUAUUUCUUAGGCUCUGGCCAUUUUAUAUUCUUUCAUGUGCUUCUCAGAAUUCUUUUUCUUUGCACUUUAUACAAAUUAAAAGCAUUUUUAAAGCUUCUUCUGUACUGUAAAAUACUAGGUGCUUUGCCAACCAGACAGAUUAGAGGAUCUCUGCUAUAAUGAUGCCUUAUUUGGAACUUAAAAGAGGUGAAAUUCAUAUAUCAUAAAAUUCACCAUUUUAAAGUA